Nicotiana tabacum (common tobacco) is the source of this 1056-nucleotide messenger RNA. RefSeq lists its product as uncharacterized. Lineage: Eukaryota; Viridiplantae; Streptophyta; Magnoliopsida; Solanales; Solanaceae. The record is from RefSeq and is a predicted model, not a curated record.
AUAUUGAGACGUCCCAGAUAAUUUGCCAUUACACGACCAAAUAAUUCUGUAAUGUUAUUUCGCACACCCACUCUCCACCUCAGAGCAACUCAAAUUUCAUUACCUUUUAUCCCCUCUCCCCCAACUCAUUUUUUGAAGUCUCCAACAAUGUUAAUCUUCUUAGCCCCAUCGUCUCCAAAGUGUCUUCCAUCACAAAAACACAACUACAAUCACUAUGUCAAUCCCAAAACAACUCACUCCCCUUCACAAUUCAAUGUCAAAUCCAUGGCUAAAGAAAGCAGCGAAACCUCAAGUUCCAUUGAGAAAAUUGCUAUAGUAAGUGGAUUAAUAUCUACACCAGUAAUUGGAUGGUCUCUUUACACUCUAAAAACAACGGGGUGUGGUCUGCCACCUGGACCUGGUGGUUCAAUAGGUGCACUUGAAGGGGUGAGUUACUUAGUUGUGGUUGGAAUUGUGGCUUGGUCACUCUACACUAAGUCUAAAACUGGUUCAGGUUUGCCCAAUGGACCAUUUGGUUUGUUGGGUGCAGUUGAAGGCUUGUCAUACUUGUCAUUGUUAGCCAUUUUGGUUGUGUUUGGGUUGCAGUUCUUGGAUCAGGGUUCUAUUCCCGGGCCACUUCCUACAGAUCAAUGCUUUGGUUAAAAUCUGUUUGAUUACAUUCAGUAUAUAAUAAUUUACUUCUUUUAAUCCAAGAAUCAGAAUGAAGAAAAGAUCAAAAUAAUUGUACUUUAAGAUUUUACUUAUGAUUUUUGAGUUUUUUUUGGAAAUGUAAGUCUUGGAGUAAUGGUAAGGUUGUUUUCGUGUGAUCUAUAUGUCAUAUGUUCGAGUCAUAAAAUCAAUCAAUAAUGUUUACAUUAGGAUAACAUGUCUAAUCAAAGCCCCUUCAGGUACUCGCUAGAUAAUGGUUUGGAACAGGCCAUUGAAUCGUUAUCCAAUGUUAUGUGGCCCUGGUUUGUCUAGGCAGGCAAUAAUCAAAGAGACACGUCGGGUUCUUUCCAUUUCUUCCGGGGACAAUGAUGUAAAUAUGAGUUUUGCAAGUAACAUCGUUUAUUGUCA